ACUGAUUUCAUCAGGUUUCAUCAUAUUCACGGCUAGUUAACUAUGAACUGGUGACAGUUAACUGCUGCUCACAGAGCCACAGGAGAAGCUCUGAUUUCCCUAUUGCUGGAAUAAGCAGCAAACACACAGACAGGCUCUCUGCUUCCUUUAACCUGCAAAAACAAGGGAGUCCUUCAAAGCUCAUCCAUCCGCUCAGUCCUCUCUCUCUUCCCUACAUUCUAAAUCCCUGAUAGUGUAAAUCCUCACAUUUGCUUCCCUCCCUCUCUCCCUCAGUCACACACACACUCUCUCCCCCUCCUCCCUAGUCGGCUGCUAUCUGAUCUAUGAUGAUAUGUGAUCUCUUGGAUACAACCACACACACACGCACACACACAAACUACCAGGCAUUGCUACCCAGCUGAGCAAAAUGUCUUUCUCCUAGCAGCGGUGCUCAUCACAGCUUUCAAAUCCUUGAUGAUGUGGCCAUGCUUUCCCCUCUGCCUUCUACUUUCUCUCGGUUUCUGCCUGCUCUUCCUGCCCGUUGGGCAUCUUUGCCCUCCUCUCUGUAGCUGUAUGGACUCCCACACCAUAGACUGCAGGGAUCAAGGACUUCCCAGUGUUCCUAAUCUUUUUCCACUGGACGUACGGAAACUUCUCAUAGCUGACAACAACAUUCAGGCUAUACCGGCUGAUUUCUUUAUCUUUUAUGGGGACCUAGUCUACUUGGACUUCAGGAAUAACUCAAUCACCUCCUUAGCAGAGGGCACUUUCAGCAGUUCCACCAAGCUGGUGUUUUUAGACCUAAGCUACAAUAAUUUAACGCAGCUCGAUGCUGGGAUAUUCAAGUCGGCAGAGAAGCUGAUAAAAUUAAGCCUUGGGAACAAUAACCUAGUGGAUGUGGAUGAGGCUGCUUUUGAGAACCUGGAACAGCUCCAAGUGUUAGAACUGAAUGACAAUAACUUGCAGAGCCUCAACGUGGCUGCCCUGGAUGCACUUCCGUCCCUUCGGACUAUACGUCUAGAGGGCAACCCGUGGGUCUGUGACUGUGACUUUGCCAACCUCUUCAGCUGGAUACAAGAGAAUGCAUCUAAGCUUCAGAAAGGUCUACAUGAACUCCAGUGUUCCCUGCCAGUGGAAAACAGAAGAAUCUCUCUGGAUGAAUUAUCUGAGGUCAGCUUCAGUGAAUGCAAAUUUAGUUUGUCAUUAACGGAUCUGUUGAUCAUCAUCUUCUCUGGAGUCGCGGUCUCCAUUGCCGCCAUUCUGUCAAGCUUCCUCUUGGCGGCGCUGGUGCAUUGCUUCCAGAGAUGUGCUCCCAGCAAAGAUGAUGACGAUGAAGAAGACAGCGAGGACUGAAUCUUUCCUAUAUUUAAAUAUCCCUCAUUUAUAAAUUAUUGGAUCAACAGCCAAUGUCAAAGAAAAAGAAAGAAAGAAAGA
Chelonoidis abingdonii (Abingdon island giant tortoise) is the source of this 1413-nucleotide messenger RNA. RefSeq names its product leucine rich repeat containing 38 (gene LRRC38). Lineage: Eukaryota; Metazoa; Chordata; Testudines; Testudinidae. Gene Ontology annotation, molecular function: transmembrane transporter binding; potassium channel activator activity; voltage-gated potassium channel activity. The record is from RefSeq and is a predicted model, not a curated record. Gene Ontology annotation, cellular component: voltage-gated potassium channel complex.